CUCUGUUUUUUUUUACUUGACUCUGUCAUAUUUUACUAUGGCUCUCUCUUUUUGUUUUAUUUACCAGAGACUUUCACUUCCUAUGUUUUGUGAUUCCAGAGAUUUAACGCACAAGCAGUAGUUCGAGUUGAAGAAAAGCUAUUGCGCUAUAUCUGUUGCUAAGAAGGAGAAGAAAAAGACGUCUUUUUUUAGGAAUGAGAAGAUUGUGGAUUCAGCACAAAGUGAAGGUCAUACUUUUCAUUUUAAUUCUGACAUUCCUAAUUUGUUUUAACACCAUUGGGCUAACUGGAAUGUUUGAAAGCCCACAGCUGACAGGUGAAAAUGGCAUUAAUUGCUCAGCAAUAUAUGACAUGGAUCCUGUGGAACUGGGCAAAACUUUAGCCAUCCAUAAAAAAAAGAGCUAUGUGGGGCCAACUGACCAGGAUAUUGCCAAUGCCACCUCCGAUUGUAAUUGGUUUGUGAAAUCAAAGGGCUAUGAUGUAAUACAAGGCUCUGAGAUGGAGCGUGAAUUUCCCCUUGCUUACUCUUUGGUUAUUCAUAAGGAUGCGUCUCUUGUGGAGAGAUUGUUAAGGGCCAUCUAUAUGCCUCAUAAUAUAUAUUGCAUACAUUAUGACCUGAAGUCUUCAGAUGACUUCAUUAUGGCCAUAAAAGGGCUGGCCCGCUGCAUCCCUCAUGUCUUCAUUGCCUCAAAAUUGGAGAGGGUGCAGUAUGCAGGCAUCUCACGCCUCAAAGCAGAUCUUAAUUGCCUGUCUGAUCUUCUGGAGUCUAAGGUCAAAUGGAAAUAUGUCAUCAACCUGUGUGGUCAGGACUUUCCACUGCGAACAAAUGCUGAACUGGUGUCAGAUCUAAAGUUGCUUAAAGGCAGGAACAUGGUGGAGAGCAAACGGCCUGAAGAAAAGAAGAGGCGCUGGAGUUUCCACUAUGCCCUGAAAAAUGACAAAUCUGAAUUCUAUGAGUCACCUAUCAGCACUUCCGAGGCAAAGUCUCAACCACCUCACAACAUAGAAAUGUUUGUGGGCAGUGCAUACUUUGCACUCUCAAGGGAAUUUGUGCUCUUUGUUCAGUGGAAUUCUCUAGUCAGGGAUUUCUUGACUUGGUCUGAGGAUACAUACUCACCUGAUGAACACUUUUGGGCAACUCUGAUUCGUGUGCCUGGAGUACCAGGGGAGGUGCCAAGAUCUGACCCUGACAUUACAGAACUGACAUCUAAAACCCACUUGGUGAAAUGGUCGUAUUUGGAAAAGACUCUUUACCCACCAUGCACUGGGGUCCGUGUACGGUCUGUGUGUAUUUAUGGUGUUGCUGAGCUCAGAUGGCUCCUAAACUACGGCCACUGGUUUGCUAAUAAAGUGGACCCAAAUGUAGAUCCUAUUCUCAUUGAAUGUUUAGAGGAGAAGCUUUUAGAAAAACGCUGAUGUCAAAAUAAUAGGAAAAUUAUUAUUAUUAUUAUUAUUAUUCAUUUAAUGUGGCCUCUACCAUAAAGCACAUUGAACAAAGGGUUACAGGAUUGUUUUUGAGUUGACAAAACCAAUAGAAUCAAGCGUGAUUGGUACCAGUAUGCUUCUCUUUUCCCUUUCAACUCUGACUUUGAUCCUGAGUUUAGGAUUAGAUCACACACAUGAACGAAUGAUGUUUGCAGCAAACAGCCAAUCACGGGAAACAAGGAUUGGACUGUUGGAAACAAAUUCUGAAAAUAUAAGACUGUGGGGGCCUUGGUAGCUCAGAGAGUAAGACACUGACUACCACCCCUGGAGUCACGAGUUCGAAUACAGGGCGUGCUGAGUGACUCCAGCCAGAUCUCCUAAGCAACCAAAUUGGCCCGGUUACUAGGGAGGGUAGAGUCACAUGGGGUAACAUCCUUGUGGUUGCUAUAAUGUGGUUCUUACUCUCUGUAGGGCACGUGGUGAGAUGUGCGUGGAUGCCGCAGAGAAUAGCGUGAAGCCUCCACACGUGCCAUGUCUCUGUGGUAACAUGCUCAACAAGCCACGUGAUAAGAUGAGCGGAUUGACAACUCAAACGCAGAGGCAACUAAGAUUUAUCCUCCGCCACCUGGAUUAAAGCGAGUCACUACGCCACCAUAAGGACUUAGAGCGCAUUGAGAAUUGGGCAUUCCAAAUUGGAGAGAAAUGGGGAGAGAGAGAAAAAGGGAGCACUCAGAAUAGCAUUCUGAAUAGCCUACUGUUUGCAAUAAUUGGCAAGCAAUAAGAUGUACUUGUUCUUUUUUAAAAAGACACAAGAUUUGAUGUACUGUUUACAUUGAACUUCAUGUAAAAUACUGUAAGUUCAUCUCUAGUCCAUGAAAGAAGGGGUAUGGGAGGCAUUCAUCUCUUUCUAUAGCCAUCUUCUGGAGUGAUUAAGCUUUUCAUAUUUUAAAAUUGUUUAAAACUAUUGGCAGGUAUUAUAUUAAUCCAUGUUACUAGUAAGAUUACCAUGUAUCAAGAUCAAAUUUGAUUGUGCAACAAGACAUAAACAUAAUUUGUGCAAAAAGUAAUAAUAACAGAUUGUUGUUUUGAUUCAAAUCAUUAAAAAGAAAAAUUUGUCAAAUAAUGCAAAUACUUUUGAGACAAAAUUUUACUUUCACUAUCACCGGUUUUACUCAUUCCUCCAAUGUUCAUAUUACCAAAAAAUUGCAAAUCAUGUAACCAAGGGAACUUUAACUGAGUUAAAUAAAAAAGUAUUUUCAGCUUUACUUUCCAUUUGCAUUGGAGUUGAAUAUGAAUAUUGGACUUGAAUAUUCUUGUUUGCUUUACUGAAACUGGGCAGCAGACUUCUAGUUCCCUGCAUGCUUUGCAUGGUACUUGACAGGGAGAGUAAGUUUUUUAAUUAAGUGUUAUUUUAGGUAUCUUUGUGCAAGAUGAACAUGAAAAGGGUUACUUGUUAGUGUUUACUGUUUUGUUAUUUUAUGGUGAGAUUUAGAAGAAUUUCUGUGAUGUUGCAUUUUUAAGGGUUACCAUCAUGGUGAAUACUGGCGUUUGAGCCUAGGUUGAGGACCAAUACAAUGUGUAUAUAUUUUCUAUUGCUUUAUCCAAUGAGCAGUUGUUGUUCUAACCGCUGUUAAAUAAAAUUAUUGC
This is a messenger RNA of Xyrauchen texanus (razorback sucker), 3071 nucleotides long. RefSeq names its product beta-1,3-galactosyl-O-glycosyl-glycoprotein beta-1,6-N-acetylglucosaminyltransferase 4-like. The coding region runs from base 195 to 1415 and encodes 406 amino acids. Lineage: Eukaryota; Metazoa; Chordata; Actinopteri; Cypriniformes; Catostomidae. The record is from RefSeq and is a predicted model, not a curated record. Gene Ontology annotation, cellular component: membrane. Gene Ontology annotation, molecular function: acetylglucosaminyltransferase activity. The transcript has 4 exons.